UCUUUUAAAGGGUCUUCCUGUAAUGCUAUAUUGCUUCAGCUUCACACAGAAAUAUCGAUCAUUGCAAUAAUUAAUCAGCAAUAUAUUCGAAAUCAAUACCAAUAGCCGUAUCAUCCAUGUCGACGGCCGGCAGCAUUCAAGGUCAGCAGAUCGAGGUCACAGUGGUUGAGUGUACGAAGUUGAAUGAUAAAGAAUGGUUUUCAAGGCAAGACCCAUAUGUGUGCCUUGAAUACGGAGACGCCAAAUUCCGGACUAGGACCUGUACAGAUGGUGGUAAGAACCCUACGUUCCGGGAGAAGUUCAAUAUCGUCCUCUGCGAAGGCCGUCGAGAUCUCAAGGUCCUCGUCUGGAACAGCAACACCCUUACUUCCCAUGACUUCAUCGGCAGCGGAACUGUUCAAUUCAACAAGGUUCUUUCCCAGGGCUACGACGACUCGACCUGGUCAAUACAGAGUAACAGUGGGAGAUACGCUGGAGAAGUUAAACUCAUAUUGCAUUACGGUAAUGUUAAUAAGCCUGCAGCCACAAGUUGUGCUCCGCCUGCGCCAGCAGCCCCCUGUGUUCCAACAAUUCUGACACCCAGUUAUCCUCCAUCAUCUGUCUAUACAGCUCCUUCUAUGGUGUAUCCGCCAUACCUGCCCAAUCCCCAACCAGCUGUUUAUUCUCUAGUACAAUAUCCGCCGCCAUCCAACUACCCACCCAGUUCGCAAACAGCUGCUUCAUUUCCUCCCAUGGCAUACCUCUACCCUCCACAGCCACAACCCUACCCUCCACCUACGCAAGCCACACCCUACUUUUAUCCACCAGCUCCAUAUCCUGGAUCUUAUCCCUCCCCACCACCCUACUGAGAGUCUGAGAUAUAUAUCAUUCCAUAACAAGGUCCAUAGAGAGUGAUGAUGAAAUUAAAUAAUUUCUUACUGAUAUUCUUCCAAGUAGUUUUGCUUUGCAUUUAUAUCAUUAUAUUGUAUAUGCAGUACAAGGAACCCAAUCAAAGCCAAAGAUAUUUGGAGCUGGAUGGGUUUCGCUCGGUGUUGGCCUCUAUCUUUUGUAACAUCCCAUUGAAAACUGAAAAUAGAAACAAACUAUUCUCGGUACAAACAUUAAUUGUACGAUCAAGUCUUGGUAAUUACCUCGUUUUAGUCUUUACAUCAAGGUAGAGAGUAUGAAAAUUGCCUUUCUUUACCUGAUGAAUAAACGUGAUACUUG
Messenger RNA from Nelumbo nucifera (sacred lotus), 1206 nucleotides. RefSeq lists its product as uncharacterized. The record is from RefSeq and is a predicted model, not a curated record. Lineage: Eukaryota; Viridiplantae; Streptophyta; Magnoliopsida; Proteales; Nelumbonaceae.